Messenger RNA from Planococcus citri (citrus mealybug), 1984 nucleotides. RefSeq names its product RCC1 and BTB domain-containing protein 1-like. NCBI's taxonomy places the organism in Eukaryota, Metazoa, Arthropoda, Insecta, Hemiptera, Pseudococcidae. Gene Ontology annotation, molecular function: protein binding. The record is from RefSeq and is a predicted model, not a curated record. The transcript is spliced from 12 exons. The coding region runs from base 261 to 1835 and encodes 524 amino acids.
GUUGUUGCCUUCCCUAGAUUGCGACGGACUUUAUUUAUUAUUGCUAACAAGAAGAAAAUUUCGAAAAAUUUUGACUCUUUCUGUGCAAAUACUAAAUUUAUUUGCCGUUUUGUAAUGUUUAAUUUACUUCAAAUGGCCGUUUACAUCGGACAGAUAAGUCUCUGAAAGGUUUCAUCUUUCAGUAGCUACUUUAUCUGUCUCCAUCGUUCGAAUAGUGAUAUCGAUCGUUGUGUACGAAAACAUCAAGUAGGUAAAAUAUCAUGAAAAUGGCUUCAAUUAGAUUAGAAAACUACGUAAUAUUCAGUAAAUUGAGUAAAGAACUCAUAAGCAGAAUCAAAUUCGUUCACAUCUUCGGUGCUGGUAAAAAUGCCAUAAUCGUUACUACCUUGGAUGAAGUUUUUAUAGUCGGUGACAAUGACAAAGAAUAUCUCGGAUUCAACAGCAGUCCUAAUCCAAUGGAACCGGUCUUAAUUCCCGAACUCUGUAAUAAAGAAAUCAAAGGGUUUGCAUUUGGCAGCGGACCUCAUAUUUUAGCUUUUAAUGAGCAAGGCCAGGUAUUCGGCUGGGGAUACAAUAACUCCGGUCAAGCUGGAGUCGUUGGUGAAGACAGAGUUACUGUGCCAACUAUGAUUUCGGCUAUAUCUACCAAAGUAUUCAUUCAAGCUGCUUGCGGAUCUGAACAUAGUUUAGCUCUGUGCAGUGAUGGAAAGGUUUAUAGUUGGGGAUCAACGUAUGGACAAACUGGCAUCCACGAAGGACAAAAUAGUAAUCCUACAGAAGUCAGAGCCUUGGCUGAGAAAAAAAUAGUCAGCGUUGAUUGUAACGAAGAAGGUUCGGUUGCCUUGUCGGAUGAGGGCGAAGUGUACAGAUGGGGUAGAUUGAUGAAAGAUCAAGCAUCAAUUGCGCCGUCUAGAAUUACAAAUUUAGUCAAUAUAGUUAUUAGAAAGCUCGUUUGUGGAAAACACCACAUAUUGGCACUUACUGAAGAAGGUGUUAUAUACGCCUGGGGAUCCAAUGAUUUCGGUCAGUUAGGAAUUGGUACCAAAAGAGCGUGCGAAGAACCUACGCGUGUCCCUAAUUUUGAAGAAAGAAUUAUUGAUAUUGCUUCUAAUCACACGAGUGACACAUCUGCUGCCAUGUCUGAAACUUAUAAAGUGUACAUGUGGGGAUCUUGUCGAGGUCCUUGUAUUUUAAGACCGUUCCUGACUCAAAGCUCUUCUUUGCAUGAAGUGUUCCUGAACCAUUCAGAUCCUUUACUCACAUACGAAGCUUUAAAACCAAAUACACGACCAAUGACCGAUGUAGCUGAAUCUGUAAGACAAGCCUUCGAUAAUGCACAAACUAGUGAUUUAACUUUAGUAGUCGGAGGGAAAGGUAUCAAAGUUCAUAAAGCGAUCUUAAAAAUACGCUGCGAAUAUUUUAGAACCAUGUUUAAGCAACCCUGGUCUGAAAAUGCAGGAAAUCAAAUUGCCCUGAAAUUGGAUCGAAAUCACAAAAUAUACAGAGCUUUCUUACAAUAUUUGUACACUGAUGAAGUCGAUUUAUCGCCCGAAGAUACCUUAGAAUUGUAUAAUUUGGCUAACGAAUUUUGCGUUGAAUCUCUAAAAGAACUUUGCGAACAGAACUUUCGAAGCAACAUAAACGUACAGAAUUGUAUCUCGUUAUGGUUAGCUGCGGUUAGAUUUCAAGCUACGCAAUUGACAGAUUUUUGCCUGAUUUAUAUCGCGAAUCACAUGAGUGAAGCUGUUCGUACCACCUCCUUUUUACAAUUAGAUGGUGAAGUAGUAAAAAAAUUAAUUUUGGAAGUUUCUAAUCGUCGAGAAGUUCAAAUGUGAAAUGGUCGUCGUGAUAAGUAGGCAUUAUCUGUUCCACCUGUAUUGACAGAACCAGUUUUACUCGUAUUUUAGAAUCAGUCACGAUUCCUUUUUAAUUAUAUAACCCGCGUUGCUGUUUUCCAAAUAAAAUGAAUAUUGAUACGCUAAAA